AUGAAUUCCAACAUCAUGGAGUCAAAGCCCAGGCCCAAAGAAAAGAUAAAGAGGCUUCUUAAUCCUUGCUAUAGAGGCAAGCUAAAAAUGGAUGCAGCUUAUAAAUCUCAAGCUUUCAUGCUAAGUUUGCUUAAAGGGGAUCCAAAGAUGAUGGGGGUUCUCCAGAUCCUGAUAGGUCUAAUCAUCACUUCACUUGGAGCCUUUUUAUUUUCCAAUACCAACAAAACUGGACUUCCAAAGUCAAGUUUUUCUCAUUUCUUUAUCACAAGGUACCCAUUCUGGACAGGAGCAUGUUAUGCCAUUAUAGGAGUCUUUACCAUUCUUAAUGGUGUGAAAUUUAAAAGUCAGGAUCGUCUGAGUCUUUACAUGGAUGUUGUGGGGGCCAUGAUUUCUGCGUCUGGGAUCGGCGUCCUCUUCUACAACUUAUCUCUCCAUCAGUUUCUUCAGUGUGUUCGCCCUGUAGCAGGUAGCAUGUGUACCAUGGGUGAACUCCUUCUUCAAGGUGUUCUGUCUGUUUUGUUGAUCCUCACCAUCAUCCAAUUCUCCAUCACAGCAAUGGUCUUAGCUUCGAAGUGUAAAGGAACAGGGGAAAGCCCUGCAGAUGAGGCGUGUUCAACAUCACUGAGAGACCCACGACAGGUUGUGACCAUCCUGGAAGUUGACUGA
This is a messenger RNA of Gracilinanus agilis (Agile Gracile Mouse Opossum), 666 nucleotides long. Its product is annotated as membrane-spanning 4-domains subfamily A member 4A-like. The transcript is spliced from 5 exons. The record is from RefSeq and is a predicted model, not a curated record. Gene Ontology annotation, biological process: cell surface receptor signaling pathway. Bases 1 to 666 code for a protein of 221 amino acids. Gene Ontology annotation, cellular component: plasma membrane. NCBI's taxonomy places the organism in Eukaryota, Metazoa, Chordata, Mammalia, Didelphimorphia, Didelphidae.